Messenger RNA from Cyclopterus lumpus (lumpfish), 2631 nucleotides. Its product is annotated as neuroligin-4, X-linked-like. The transcript is spliced from 8 exons. Gene Ontology annotation, biological process: postsynaptic membrane assembly; presynaptic membrane assembly; synaptic vesicle endocytosis. Gene Ontology annotation, molecular function: signaling receptor activity; neurexin family protein binding. Bases 1 to 2631 code for a protein of 876 amino acids. NCBI's taxonomy places the organism in Eukaryota, Metazoa, Chordata, Actinopteri, Perciformes, Cyclopteridae. Gene Ontology annotation, cellular component: synapse; postsynaptic specialization membrane; cell surface. The record is from RefSeq and is a predicted model, not a curated record.
AUGUCCAAGUUGAUGACCAGGAGAACUCCCUCUCCCUCGUCUCCUCUCCCGUCCUUCUACUCCCCAUUUGGGAUUCUGUCCGUCCUCCUCUCCCUCUGCCUCUCCCUUUCCCUCUAUCCGCCCUCCUCAUCGGCGCAGCAGACUGUGCCUGUCAUCUCCACGGUGCAGGGCCGUAUCCGUGGCAUACUGACCCCGUUGCCCUCCGACCUCCUGGGGCCCGUCAUCCAGUACCUGGGAGUACCAUACGCAAGGCCUCCAACAGGAGACCGGCGCUUCCAGCCGCCCGAGCCUCCUUUGCCCUGGCCAGGAAUACGAAAUGUGACGCAGUUUGCUCCAGUGUGCCCGCAGUCGCUGGAUGAGAGGAGCAUGUUGGGAGAUAUGAUGCCGUCCUGGCUCACGGCUAACCUGGAUAUAGCUGCGACGUACCUCACUCACCAGAGCGAAGAUUGUCUCUACCUCAAUAUCUACGUGCCCACUGAGGAAGACAUCCAUGAGGAAGGGGGUCAGCGGCCGGUGAUGGUCUACGUCCACGGGGGCUCAUACACAGAAGGCACUGGCAACAUGAUGGAUGGCAGCGUGCUGGCAAGCUACGGCAACGUCAUUGUCAUAACCCUCAACUAUCGCCUCGGAGUACUGGGAUUUCUUAGUACAGGUGACCAGGCAGCAAAAGGGAACUACGGCUUGCUGGAUCAGAUCCAGGCUCUGCGCUGGGUGAAGGAGAACAUCGCAACCUUCGGAGGAGACCCGAGCAGGGUCACUGUGUUUGGUUCGGGGGCCGGGGCCUCGUGCGUCAGCCUGCUCACCUUGUCUCACUACUCUGAGGACCUGUUCCACAGAGCCAUCAUCCAGAGCGGCAGCGCUUUAGCCAGUUGGGCGGUUAACUACCAGCCAAGCAAGUACGCUCGGCAGCUUGGUGAGAGGGUGGGCUGCGGCAUCGAUGACAGCACCCAACUGGUCGCCUGCCUUCAGGGCCGGAGUUACCGCGAACUUGUAGAGCAGAGCAUCACGCCGGCCAAAUAUCACACGGCUUUUGCACCAGUGAUUGAUGGCGACGUUAUACCGGAUGACCCCCAGAUUCUGAUGGAGCAGGGAGAGUUUCUGAACUACGACGUGAUGCUGGGGGUUAACCAGGGCGAGGGAGUGAAGUUUGUGGAGGGCAUUGUGGACUCAGAGGACGGUGUCACGGCUGAGGACUUUGACUUUGCAGUAUCAGACUUUGUGGAUAGUUUGUAUGGAUACCCCGAAGGCCGAGAUACGCUGAGAGAGAGCAUAAGGUUCAUGUACACGGACUGGGCAGACCGUGACAAUGCAGAAACCCGGCGGAAGACUCUGGUGGCGCUAUUCACAGACCACCAAUGGGUGGCGCCAGCUAUCGCCACAGCUGACCUCCACGCUCAGUAUGGAUCCCCCACCUACUUCUACUCCUUUUACCACCACUGCCAGAGUGACGCCACGCCACCUUGGGCUGAUUCUGCCCAUGGUGAUGAGGUGCCCUAUGUGUUCGGCGUGCCCAUGGUGGGACCCACUGAUCUGUUCAACUGUAACUUCUCCAAGAACGACGUGAUGCUGAGUGCUGUUGUCAUGACUUACUGGACCAACUUUGCCAAGACUGGUGACCCAAACCAGCCGGUUCCUCAAGAUACUAAGUUCAUCCACACCAAACCUAACCGUUUUGAAGAAGUGGCUUGGUCUAAAUACACCCCUAAAGAGCAGCUGUAUCUCCAUAUUGGCCUGAAGCCUCGUGUCAGAGACCACUACCGUGCCACCAAAAUCUCCUUCUGGCUCCAGCUGGUCCCUCACUUGCAUCAUGUCAAUGAGCUCCUCCAAUCGGUGUCCUCCUUUACGCACAGUCCCUCUCCACAGGAUGAUACUCCUUAUUCUUACACGAAGCGUCUAGCCAAAGGUUGGCCGCCUAGUAGUACACGUCAUCCAGGUCCACAAGGAGGUACUCCACAGCCGCCAGAGUCUGCUUUAGGCCAAGGUGGAGAGGAAGACGGGGUCCGCGUGCCCACCGAGGACUACUCAACUGAACUCUCAGUGACGAUUGCGGUGGGAGCUUCCCUGUUGUUUCUUAACAUCCUCGCGUUCGCAGCACUGUUGUACAAGAAAGACAAGAGGCGUCUGGAGCAUCGUCGGCCACGUCCACUUCCUCCCCCCAGACGAGACAUCACGCCCGCAGAUGUCGCGGCCCACCUGCAAGGGGAGGGACUGCUGUCAUUACAGGUGAAGCAGCUGGAGUGUGAUGCUGCAUCAGCAGACGAGAGGAACAACACUCAUCACCAUCACAUUCUGGAUACGCUGGAUGCCCUGGACGGCUUGGACACCCAGGACAUCUACAGUACACUGGACACCGUGCGCCUCACCUGCCCACCCGAUUAUACCCUGACCUUGCGCCGCUCACCUGAUGACGUCCCCCUCAUGACCUCUCUGACCCCAGGAUCACUGCCUGUGACUCCUGGGUCACACCCUGUUACCCCGGCGACGCCGAUGACCCCCAUGACGCCUGGAUCAGUGGUGGGGAUGAGGAUGGGGCAUCCGCACCAGGGAUACACACACCAUAGCCCGUAUAGUAAUACACACUUGCCACACACACACAUCUCCACGCACACACACUCCACCACACGUGUAUAA